UUUUCCUCCUGACUUGACUCUUGUAGUUCCAGUUCGGUUGCGGUUUGAACUUCGUGUGUUAAACUGACCACCCAGUUCUAGGAGAUUAUGAGGUUUGGGCGACGGACAGCGCGAAAACAGACUAUGUCCGUUUUCUUAACGUGUUGCUCGGGAUUUACAGAUUUUAAAAGUCGUCAAUUCAUUCUUUAGUUGACGUCGAAUGAGGCUAGUAGGACCGACCAACAAGCAACUUUGAGCCCCAGCGCCAGUCGUUGGUGGAGCGGAGAGUCGUCUUCGUACCUUGCCGUUCGAAGAACCCUCAAAUAAAUUAGGUUUUACAUGUUAUAAUCUGACUUAGUUAUGUAUACCGGGACAAUGCUUAAGGUAUGCCUGCGGAAAGCUCUCUGGCCGACUGUACAGAAGUUACCGUCGGGACUGAGGCAGUCUCCAGCCGCGGCGGUUGUGGCGCUGAGACUCCCGGGGACAACGCGACACUCGCCGUGCCGCUGGAUGGGAACACAUGGGAGGAACGAGCCCAGGGAGCCGCUCAACUCUCCCAAAAGGGCCAAAGAGUUCAUUUAUCGUCUACACCCGAAUGAGAGGACGUGUUUACUGCAGGAGCUUCAGAUUUUCGAGUCCAAAGCAAUCGCUCAAGAGACUCUGGAGCCGUCGCCACCGACUGCAGCCCAGAUCAGAUAUGUUUUAUUCCACAACGCUGUCCCCUUUAUUGGGUUUGGUUUCCUGGAUAACGCCAUCAUGAUUGCAGCAGGAACGCAGAUUGAACUCUCCAUCGGAGUCACUCUGGGGAUCUCCACCAUGGCUGCCGCUGCUCUGGGGAACCUGGUUUCAGAUCUGGCAGGUCUUGGUCUGGCAGGUUAUGUGGAGGCUCUGGCUUCCAGACUGGGGAUGCAGGUUCCUGAUCUGACACCCAAACAGGUGGAUAUGUGGCAGACCCGGCUCAGCUCUCACAUGGGGAAAGCCAUCGGCAUCACCAUCGGCUGUAUUUUGGGAAUGUUCCCGCUGCUUUUCCUGAGCGAUGAUGAGGAGAAGGAGGAGAACGGGGCAGAAGCACAGCCCCGCAGUGACGCAGCAUCACAUUCCUAACAAUCCACCACAUCUCUAGCUGGAUUCUGCUUCAUGUCCACAUUACAAAGGAGUAUUUAACAAUAGAUUCCCUGUCAGGCGACUCAGGUGGCUUUCACAAUCUGGCUCGUCUUGAAUACAAACACAGCAGUAUCAUGGAAUAAUUCUUUUUGAUUCUUGCCAUUUAUUAAUUUAGUCUGUAUCACAUUUAGUUAUGUUCAGGAAAUAUCGGUCUGCAUCAUGAGGUCCUGUUCCUUAUUAAUUUUUCUAUCAGCUCCUUCAAGAUGGAUUGUUGGCAUUCAAAGAAACACUAAAGCAAUUUUUAGUUCCCUCAUUCCCCAGAGUCUGUUACCUUAAGACAUUUUAUUUUAAAGCAACAUGUUUAUCAUGAAAGUGAUUCAAUCCUAGUUGUUUGAUCACAGUGUACCUUCUUUAUUAAAAUAAUUUUAGUAUCAGCCUGAAUUAUCUAACGAUCGUGAAAAUUCCUGCUUUCAUUCGAUAGUUUUCAUUUUAAAAUGAAUCAGAUAAACGUUAAUGAUGUCAUGAUGACUGUUAGGAGACUAGAUUGCCGUUUUUAUUUUCAGUAGAGCCGUUACAGAACUUGAUUCAGCUGACUUCUGUAAAGGAGAACCAUAACAUCCUUUUCACUUUCUUUAAAAAAAGGAACAAGGUGGAACUACAUGGAUUUUCUAGUUCAGUUUUUGAUAACUGGUUUAGUUGCUGAACAACUCUAGAGGUUGUCUAGUGUGGUUAUCCUUUUUUCUGGAUGACCCUGACUUGCAGAAAGUAGCUCAACUUUAGAGUAUUGCAGAACUUGACAUUUUGACAAAAGCAACCAGAAAAGUCAAUGAAUGAGAAGCUUGUUAACACUAAUCCAUCUGGUGCCUUCACUUUAAGUUAUGGUCUAUGUUAGAGCUUGGCAUGGUAUGAUAACCUUUUAUAAAAUAUAGGUGCACUUCAAUACAAACUGUAUAUAUAUAUGAUUUAAUUACUUUUAAUUAAAUCAGUAAAGCUGCAACUAUUCCUAUUACAAAUAUGAUUAUAUUAAGGUUAUAUUAGGUAUUCUUAUUGAUAUUUUGAUUUUGGCACAUGGGUAUAAGGAAAUAAUAGAUAUAGUAGUGUUACAAUGUUUGUUGUGCAGAAUGGUUUACCUGUUUGUUAUUCCACUUUCUAUUGAUUGACUCUAAGAACAAGCUGAUCUUAGCUGUUUCAUUAUUCGAGCUAACUAGCCUGCAGUCAGCUGCUUACCAGUUAUGCUACUUGCAGUUUGCUAACUGGUUUUAUAACGGUCUUACUACAUCAGAUGUAGCACUGAUUUAGUUUUCAGUUGAGACCUAUGUUGUCUGUUUCAUGACUAGACAUUUUUCCAAGCAGAUUUCAGGGUUUCUUCAGUCAGGUUACAAGCAAUGAGAAGCAACAAGUGGAGGAGGGGCAGUGUUUUGUAACUUUACUUUUGCUACAUACAAGGGGGAAAAACUGGUCAUUCUUUCUAUCUGUUUGGCAUCUCUUUAUCAUGGCUUUAGAAUUUAGGGACAGAUUUGAAAAUGGAACUUUUUUUUUAAAAAAACAAUUCAUAAAUCAUCAUAACAAUAACCAGCGCAUGCCUGCUGAAUUCAUGCAUCCCCACUUAUAAGACAUAAAAUAAUGCAAGAAUAUUCUUUUGCUUUUCUUAAUUAAGCAUUUGUCAUUAAGUUUAACUUUUUUUAAAAUUAUAAUUAAUCAAGUGUUUGUCGCUCAAAAAGCACAAAAGCCUCCUGUGAAAGUCGCCUGAGUAGAAGCACUCACCUGGAACUGAGUCUUCCUCUUUCCAAUUAUUCCCCACAAAGGGAGGAUCAAUAGUUAGAUGUCCUAUGGACUGAAACCAGUCAGUUCUAUUUGUCAGUAGGUACCGACUGAAAGCAGAAGAUUAACCCAUUUUCAUAUGUAUAAUUUUAUUCGCAAGCUCAACUAUUAUGACUCUUUUCCACUCCAAAUAACUAAAUUAAAGCACAUUUACAAAAUUUAUUUUUGUCAUGAAUAGACACUUUAUACUUUUGAAAAACUUCAUCUCAAACACUAUUUAUUUGUAAAGAUGAUAAUCGUUACUUCAGUGGCAAACUCUAAUAGUCACUGCAGAUGAAUAUGAAAAGUCUUGUGCAACUUGAACCUUUGAUAAAAUAAAGAUGAAACAGAUAUAAUGUUGUCUGCUACCUCGACGAAUAAUGUUGUCGUUUCUGCAUGAAGAGCUGAUGUAGCUGCAUAUUCUAAUUUAUAUCAAGUAUGUUUUCCUUUUCAGUUUGAUAAGAAAGGAUCCUUGGAGGUUUUCUAUGGCUUGAUAUCAGGAAACAUUCAGUGGCAAGACACUAUUUAGAAACUGAAGGUUUUUUUUCUGUUUUUAAGGUUGUUCUGUAUCAGCUUGUUUUCUUUUGUGUUCGGCUCCUUUCUCUCCUACAUGUGCUCAACUUGAGUCCCACCAUCUGUGUAUUUUAGUUCUUUGGAAGUCAUCACAGAGGAAGCUCCAGAUGGUUGAGAUUUUUAUUUCCAAAAACAUUUAUGCAAUGAAAAAAAAAAGAAAAGGCGCAGAGAUUUCUGCAUCCCCCCUUUUGUUUGUCUGUUUUCUUGAUGUCUUGUACAACAACACAUCAGCAGAACUUCAAGGUGCUAAUAGACAAAACUGCAAGAAUGUUUUUCAUUCUCUUUGUUUUUAUGAUCAGGCAUUUUAUAUGUUUAAUAUGUUAGGAAUAGUGCCUGGAUUUCAAACUAUAUAUGCAGGUGCAUUUCAGUGAAUUGCAAUAUCAUUGAAGAGUCCAUUUCUUUCAGUAAUUCCAUAGAUUCUUGUUUGUUGUUUUUCUAUGAUUUUAUCUUAUAGUUAAUGAAACAACAAAGCUAAUUAAGUUUCAGCAUUACACAAGGACAAUAUGAUUAAGGAUUUUUAACGCAGUAAUCCCAGCCUGUUGAAAAGCAUACCUUUAUGCUGAAUUGUAUAUCCUCUCAAUACUUGGUCAAAGACCGUUUUGCAAAAAUUACUGCAAUAAUAUAAGUUGUUGCAUUAAAGGAAAUCAUUGAGGCACUACUGAGGUGUUAAGGAAGCUAAGGUUUCUUUAAUGGUAGCUUUUUGAUGUAAUUUUAUUGAUAGAUUUGGUGUCUGUUUUUCCUUCCAUCAAAUAUCACAUUGGGAUAUUUUGAAUAGCCACCUUCUUUAGCAAUGACCUCUUGUGACCUAUCCUCCUUGUGAAAAACAUUGAAGACUGUUGGACAGGUGUCAUCAACUGAAUCUUCCCUGUGAUUUUGUCCAGAAUGCAACAUUUCUGUUUUAAAAACUUUUUUUAUUUUGAACAUAGAAUUAAUUUAAUUUGUCUGAGUAAAUUUUGAGGUGAGAGCCAAACUAAUCAUAGCUUUAAUAGCUCAAAAGCCUUUUUGAUGUUCUAAUUUAUUGAAAUGCACCUGAAAGAAAAGUCACAUGUAGGAGAUUUAAGUGGAGAAAAUCCCUGUUCAUUAAACUAAUGUAAUGAUUAUGGAAUAGUUGGUGUGAACUCCUUUUUAGUUUAUGCAGAUUUUUCUUUUUUUUUGUUUGUUUUUUUAUUUUCUGGUGAUGCAGGCAUGCAACAAAGAACAAGAGCUCCAGCCUAAGUUAUUGUUACAGGUUUAGAAUGAUUGAUUCUAUUCUGACCUGGAGAGAAGCUGAACUGGUUGUUAAAUCUUUGUGUAGUUCACGGAGACAUUUAAAAAUCUGCUUGACUGUUAUGUAAGGAAGUGUGAGGAGCUGAGAGGCAUCUUAAAUUGAUCCACUGGAUCACACAUUGCUCAAUCUUUGUGUUCUUUAGUGCUCAGCUAACAUUUAAUGUAUAUUACCUUAACCAACAAAAGUAGAAUAAAAUUUGACCCAACAUUUUUGGAAAGUUGAAUCUUACCAAAAAUCAAAUAUGUUAUUUGUAAUUGUAUCUACUUUAUUGAACAGAUUAUGUAUUAUUAGAGAGAUGAGCACAAAUUGUGUGAUUAAAAGACUUAAAUGCUAAAAGAAACGCUGAUUUGAGUAUGAAAGCAGCUGCAGGAGUUAAAACAAGGAGGGAGAUACUUUGUUUCCUGCCUGCCUUGUUCAGAGGAAGAUUUGUUGUGAAGGAUAAUGAGCAAUUUAUCGUUUGUUCAGGUUUUGUAUUAAAUUGUUAGUAGUUGGGACUAAAAUAAGUAGCGUGCAUUUUGUCAGCAUGAGCAACCUGAUUUGUUUCCUUUUGCAUCAAGUUUACAUUAUGCUUGCUUAUUUUUUUUAAGAAUUAAUAUAAAUGCAAUAUUUGCUUGAUUUAAAUUUAAAAAAAAUUGUUUGAGGUAUAUGAAUUAGGAAUAUUUUUUUGUGAAAGGAAUGCAAUGUUGUGCUGCCAUCUUGUGGUCAGUCUGGAACAGCAGCUACCACGCACUUAAACAUGUUUGUACUAUAUAAAUUGUACUGUCUACACAGUGUUUUUGCAGAAUUGUGUGCAACAAAGUAAUAUAAUAAAUAUGAGAAUGUUUACUCAUUGGUC
Xiphophorus hellerii (green swordtail) is the source of this 5558-nucleotide messenger RNA. RefSeq names its product transmembrane protein 65 (gene tmem65). The transcript is spliced from 7 exons. Lineage: Eukaryota; Metazoa; Chordata; Actinopteri; Cyprinodontiformes; Poeciliidae. Gene Ontology annotation, biological process: regulation of cardiac conduction; cardiac ventricle development. Gene Ontology annotation, cellular component: mitochondrion. Bases 340 to 1083 code for a protein of 247 amino acids. The record is from RefSeq and is a predicted model, not a curated record.